Fraxinus pennsylvanica is the source of this 363-nucleotide messenger RNA. NCBI's taxonomy places the organism in Eukaryota, Viridiplantae, Streptophyta, Magnoliopsida, Lamiales, Oleaceae. The record is from the annotation of a GenBank genome assembly.
AUGGAUGGGCUUCAGUUUUCGACGAGUUCUGUCCAGGCUCAGGUCAAUCGGUUGGAUUUUAUCGCCGGGAAUCUUCCGACGUCAUUGUCCCCAUCCCAGAUUCGGUAUUGUAAGUGUGGAAUGUCUCAUAAUCCAGAUGAUGUCAUGGUGCAGUGUGAAGGGUGCAAGGGCUGGUUCAUUGAAAAGUUUGGCAUGCAUAUUAUUGUUGGUAUAAAGAUGGGUGGGAAGGAUGUGGUAUUUAUGAAACAACAGCACUCUUCUUCACUUCGACAGGUGGAUGUGCAGCAAAUAUUGAUAAUGAUGGCUGAUAAAAGGUUCUAUAAGCAAAUGAACAAUAAGGAAUGGAUACAGAGCAAGUAUUAA